This is a messenger RNA of Halichondria panicea, 2488 nucleotides long. RefSeq names its product translocation protein SEC63 homolog. Gene Ontology annotation, molecular function: RNA binding; transmembrane protein transporter activity. The transcript is spliced from 15 exons. Lineage: Eukaryota; Metazoa; Porifera; Demospongiae; Suberitida; Halichondriidae. The record is from RefSeq and is a predicted model, not a curated record. Bases 77 to 2392 code for a protein of 771 amino acids. Gene Ontology annotation, biological process: SRP-dependent cotranslational protein targeting to membrane; post-translational protein targeting to endoplasmic reticulum membrane. Gene Ontology annotation, cellular component: Sec62/Sec63 complex.
UUUCUUCUCCAUGCUGGUGCUGUUUAUUUAGAAUACCUAAUCCUCAAGCUUGACCGGCCAAAGAAAAAUAUCUACAAUGGCCAGAGCUAAGCUGGAGUAUGAUGACAGUGGAUCAACCUUCUUCUAUUUCUUGAUAUCAUUCUAUCUGUUGAUACUUCUGCCUCUAACAUACUACCUAUGGCCGAAGAAGAAAACAGAGAAGCCCCCUGACUACCUGGUGUGUCAGUGUGGGCCUUGUGUGAGUAAGAAGGCUCUCCUGGACCGGGAGAAACCAAGCAACACGUACAAGAACAUUGCCAAGGUUGCUCUACUGGUGGUGUUGUGGGCUCUCCUAGUGUUCAUGGUGUACAAGGUGGCCACUGCUGAUCACGAGUAUCAAGAGUACGACCCCUUCGAGAUACUGCAGCUAGACCCAAGUGCGACCAUGAGUGAGAUCAAGAAGCAGUACCGCAGACUGAGUAAAGUGUAUCACCCGGAUAAGCAGGGCGGGAACCAGGAGAUGUUCAUGAAGAUAGCCAAGGCCUACGAGGCGCUCACAGACGAUGUUUCAAGAGAAAACUGGGAGAAAUAUGGAAAUCCUGAUGGUCCACAAGCGGCUACGUUUGGUAUAGCCCUGCCAUCGUGGAUUGUGGAGAAGGACAACUCCAUCUGGGUGUUGGUGCUGUACAUGGCUGUAUUUGCUAUUGUACUACCUGUUAUAGUGGGUGUCUGGUGGUACCGCUCCAUCAAGUAUGGCUCUACCAAUGUACUGCUGCAAACUUCUCAAAUAUACCUCUAUUUUAUGGCAAGGAGCAAAUCAAUCACUCCAAAAAGAGUUGUGAUGAUUCUGACAGCAGCUUUUGAGUUCAACUCUGACCAGUCUCCAUUAGUCAAGAAGCGCCCCUCUGAUGACAUGGAGCUCAGUGAGAUAAUUCAGUCAAAGGCCCUGCCCCAUAUCGACAUAAAGACAAAGGAGAAUCCAUUUGGUGCCCCAUAUGCUGCCAAGGCUCGUAUCCUGGUCCACGCCCACCUCGAGAGAAUGGAGAGGUUCCGACUGAGACCAGACACGCUGGCAAUAGAUCAGCAGGCUAUUCUGAAGUUGUGCCCUCAACUCAUACAAGAGAUGAUCUCAGCUCUCAUCCAGUACUGGGUCUACUGCAAGCAGAAGCAGACCCAACCCCCACCCUCUGUGGACGUGUUUGAAUGCAUCAUGAGUGUGAGUCAGAUGAUGGUCCAGGGCAUGUGGGCUAAAGGGUCCUCUCCGAUACUGCAACUACCGCACAUAUCACACAACCAACUCAAGCACUUCAGGACCAAGAAGCGUAACAUAACGUCACUGGAUGAGUUUGUAGCCAUGAAGGACACUGAGAGGCGACUGCUAGUGAGGGCUCUCUCUGAUGAGGAGUACUACAAUGUCAUGGCCGUGUGCUCCAUGUUUCCACAUGUAGAGCUGAUCACGGACAUGCAUGUGGUUGAUGACUUCACUAGUAAGAAGAUCACGGCUGGUUCCCUAGUCACCGUCUCUGUUACCAUGACGAGGGUGGACCUAUUUAAACACCAUAACAUAGACAUGGAGAAAUUGACUUCCUCUAGUGAUCACGACACACCCCCACUACCCCUCGAUGGGGCAGAGAUGGUUCCUGUUGAGACUGUGGGAGGUCCUGAGGAAGACGGAGCAGAGGAAGAAAAGAAAGACAAGUUAACUAAAAUUUGGGAGGCUAACAAGAAAAGAAAGAAGGGCAAACCUGCCAAAAAGAAGACCACAAAUCCUAAGAAGGUUAAAAAGAGUAAAGUUGUGAUUGUAAACACACCUGAAACACCUCCCUCUGGGGACGAGGCUAGCGAAGAUGGUGGCCAUGGUGAUGGUGGCCACGGCAAUGGUGAUGAUAUCCAAGGUGAUGGUAGUGACCAUGGCGAUCGCGAUGUUGUUGAAGGCAGUGAGGAUGAGGAGGCACCAAAGGACGAUGAAGAAGAUUGGGACCGUCUCCAGAAGAACAUGAAGAAACAGAAAGAGCUUGACCAACGAGCAACUGACAGUCACCCAGUACAUGGCCCCCACUUCCCAACAGAGAAGCAAGAGUGCUGGUGGCUGUAUAUAGUGAAUCGUAAGAAGAGAGAGUUAGUCUGUCCACCGCAGAGGAUUGUAGGCCUCAAGGAAAAAUUCUCAACUGACCUUCAAUUUGCUGCCCCCGAGAACCCGGGUACAUUGCGCUACUCUAUCGUCCUCAACUCUGACUGUUAUCUAGACCUCUCCUUCCAACAAGAAAUCGAAGUGGUGGUUGACGCUGCGGUGGUAGUGAGUGGCACUGACCAAUGGAAGGACUUGGAGGAGGAUGAAGAGGAGGAGGGGGUUAUCGAGGAGACAGACUCAGAGGGGGGAGCGGUCUCAAGCUCUGAAUACGAGGAUGACUAAAUUAUCACAUGUAUACAUACAUACAUACAUACCAGCUAUAUAAUUAUAGAUUCAAUUGUUCUUUUACUGUUUGUAUAAUUAUUUAAUAACAGUCCA